Molecule: messenger RNA, 1415 nt
Organism: Mytilus californianus (California mussel)
Lineage: Eukaryota; Metazoa; Mollusca; Bivalvia; Mytilida; Mytilidae
Exons: 2
Coding region: 180-779 (199 amino acids)
Source: RefSeq, a predicted model, not a curated record
UUCUUCCGGUUUCUGCACUGUGCAACUAUUUCAGUUAUAUUUUUAAUUAACGAUGCCAAGUACUUGUUGUUGUGUACCUGGAUGUCAUUUAAGAGGAGGACAUGCAUUUCCAAAUGACUUAAAAAGAAGGAAAAGUUGGAUCAACGCCAUGGCCCAUACGCAGAUUGGACGAGAACACGAUGAUAUCGUGGAGUCCAUCUCAAUCAGCUGUUGUUUGCAAGGCACGUUUUACUGAAAAAGACUACGUGCAGGAAACUAUUCAUGGGCGCAAACCCACCAUACAGAGACUUAAGUCUACUGCAAUUCCCAGCCUAUUUUCCUGGACCAAGCAAGAGACUGAAUCGUCCGCAAAAAGAAAAAUCAGGGCAGUUUCCUGUGAAAACAAAAGAACUAAACUUGAUGAAUAUUGUAGUAGAAAUCUAGAGGAAAGUUUUGAUUGUAAAGUUGGUUUUCCUGAAGAAGUCAUUCAUACUGCAGAAAGGAUUUAUGACUGUCCACCACCAACUGCCGAGCUAAUGUUGAGCUUCACAGAUGGAAUUACGCAAACACCAUCAAUGCCUAUGUUUUCAGCAGAGUAUUUUGAAGUGAAGACACUUGACACAGCCAUGCAUUUUUAUACCGGUUUAGAGUUGUAUACUAAAUUUUUAUUUGUUUUGACCACACUUGGUCCAGCAGCACAUUGUUUGAGAUACAUAUAUUUUCAAAUUGAUAGGGUGUCAGUUGAAAAUCAGUUUUUUUAUGACUUUGAUGAAAUUGAGGCAUCAUACAACCAACUUUGAACUGUCUAGAUUCUAGAUUGAAUCUAGUGUUAAGAAUAUUGUGUAUACAUGGAUUGUUUUUAUGUCUAAACAGUGGUGUGAGGCUAACACUUGGCCAUCUAGUGGUUUAGUCAGGUAUUUUUCACCAUCCAACUUCAAAUUAAAGUUUCCUACGACUUGGAUUAUUAUUGACAGCACAGAAUAUCCCGUGAUAAAACCUAAAGCUCCUAGAGCUCAGGCAAUCUUUUCAUCAAAUAAAAACAGAAACACUGAAAAUUCUUGAAUGUUCGACACCUGGUGGUUUAGUCAACUAUGUCUCUAUGUCACAUAGAGCGAAUUAUUGGACUUGGCAAAACAUACAAAAUUCUAAUAAAUCCUAUGAAUGGAACUGAAACAAAACUUUCAUCUGAAAUAACAUUUAGUUGUUUUAUGUUGUGUAAUUUUAGAACUUGUAUUGUGCCAAAGGAUGCAUAAAUAAAAGUGACGCAAUGAAUUUUGUUCUGAUAUAUAUAUAUUUACAAUUACAUGCACAUGUAAAUUGUAAUGCAUAUAAAAAUAAGGAGAUGUGGUAUGAUAUUCAGUGAGUUUAUCAAACUAAAGUGCAUAAGAAAUGGGUUUAAGCAGUUACAGUUGUUACUGUCACCGUACAAUCUCCAA